Molecule: messenger RNA, 3965 nt
Organism: Amphiprion ocellaris (clown anemonefish)
Lineage: Eukaryota; Metazoa; Chordata; Actinopteri; Pomacentridae
Product: prolyl 4-hydroxylase subunit alpha-1-like
Exons: 14
Coding region: 6-1505 (499 amino acids)
Biological process (GO): peptidyl-proline hydroxylation to 4-hydroxy-L-proline
Cellular component (GO): endoplasmic reticulum
Molecular function (GO): protein binding; procollagen-proline 4-dioxygenase activity; iron ion binding
Source: RefSeq, a predicted model, not a curated record
GUUGGAUGAUGUUCUGUCGCUGCUGCUUCGUCCUCAUUCUGCUCUUCACUUGGUCCUCGGCUCACAAUGACUUCUUCACCUCCAUCGGCCAGAUGACGAAGCUGCUGUUCAUGGAGAAGGACCUGGUCUCCUCCCUGAAGGACUACAUCAGAGCUGAGGAGCACAAACUGGAGCAGAUCAAGAAGUGGGCUGACAGACUGGACGUUCUCCUCCCUGAUGCUACUCAAGACCCUGAAGGUUUCCUCGGACAUCCAGUAAACGCCUUCAAACUGAUGAGGAGGCUGAACACGGAGUGGAGGGAGCUGGAGAGUCUGGUGCAUAGAAAAAAUAAAUCAUUUAUCUCCAACCUGACCAAUCAGAGGAAGAAGUUUCCCAACAAAAACGACCAGACCGGAGCAGCUAAAGCUCUGAUGAGGCUUCAGGACACCUACCAGCUGGACACCAACAUCAUCUCCACUGGAGAGCUGCCAGGCUCGUCAUCGGUUGCCUCCCUGACGGUGGACGACUGCUUCGAUGUGGGGAAGGUGGCAUAUUUGGAGGCUGAUUACUACCACGCAGAGCUGUGGCUGGUCCAGGCCCUGAAGCAGCUGGAUCAGGGAGAGACGCCCGGCCUUGUGGACGCCGUCACUGUCCUGUACUACCUGAGCUCCUCUGUCAACAAGCAGGGGGAGGUCGAGAGGGCGCUGAACUUCACCAAGAGGCUGCUGGAGCUUGACCCGACACACCAGCGAGCCAGCGGGAACCUGAAGCUCCUUGAAAACCUGGUUGAGAAGAGGAAGUACAAGCAGCUGUGUCGAGGAGAAGGCAUCCUGAUGACUCCCCGCAGGCAAAGCAGCCUCUUCUGCCGUUACUACGACAACAACCGCCACCCGAGGUAUGUGAUUGGUCCGGUGAGGCAGGAAGACGAGUGGGACCACCCCCGCAUCGUCCGCUACCACAACAUCGUGUCGGACAAAGAGAUGGAGAAGGUCAAAGAGCUGGCCAAACCCAGGCUGCAUCGAUCCCAGGUCGCCGGUAGGAAGACAAUCCCCGACCGCAUCAGUCAGAGUGCCUUUCUCAGAGCGUACGAAGAUCCGGUGUUGGAUAAAAUCGACCAGAGGAUCGAAGACAUCACCGGCCUGGACAUCACCACAGCCGAGGACCUGCAGGUUGCUAACUACGGCAUCGGAGGCCAGUACAAACCUCACUUCGACUUUGAAGUGAAUGGUGAGCUGGAUGCAUUCAAGGAGUUGGGAUCAGGGAACCGGAUCGCCACCUGGCUGCUUUACAUGAGCGAUGUGCCGGCAGGGGGCGCCACCGUCUUCACCAACAUUGGAGCCGCCGUCCGGCCCAUAAAGGGCACGGCCGUGUUCUGGUACAAUCUGUAUUCCAGUGGAAAAGGAGACAAUCGGACCCGACAUGCUGCCUGUCCGGUUCUGGUCGGGAGUAAGUGGGUUUCCGCCAAAUGGAUCCAUGAACGAGGGCAGGAGUUCAGGCGACGCUGUGGCCUCCAGGAGACCGACUGACCACCGACCCGCCUUCAUCUUCCUCCUCCGAGCUGCUGAGUGUGACUGCACAUCAUCUACAUGUUUGUUUUUAUCUGAACUGUGUGUUAGGAUGUGUUUGUUUAGGCGAGUGUUAUGGCUGUGGCCGUAUUGUGUAAUGUGGUAUUACUGUGUUUGUAUUUUGGAGUUGUUUUGUUGUCUGGGAGUGGUUGUUAUGUGUUUGUGUGGAUCUUUGCCUCGUCCUUGUUUUGUGUGAGAGUCGACGGUUCGUCCUGUUAGCUUGUAGUGUGUGGUCUUUCUGUGUGGAGAUAUUUGUUCUGUCCAGGAGGUGUAAUUGGCAGCAAGGCGGACCCAGUGCUGGCUGGCUCUCCACCUUUUUAAAUUUCGGCGGCCUGCAGUGGAUGGGGAGCCUCUCUGACAGCAGCACCUUUUUGCUUGUUUUCCCAGACUCCAAACAAUUUGAUUGAUACCUGUGUUUCUCUGAUAGAUUACACUAGCUUUGCUUUUGUUUGUUAGACUUAGGUUUCUUUUUCUAGUAGUUGUGUUUUUGUUGGAUAGGUUUUUCAUUUGAGUGGAAAAUGCCUCUUUAGUUUGAAUCCAGUUUCUCUAACCAGCAACAAGCAGGGAACACAUCGAAGUAGGCUUCUUCAGAGAAACCAGCUGCUCUAGAGUUCUUUCUGUCCAGUUUAACAUCUUAAAUACAGGAAUAUCUGUCAUUAUGUCUGAGCUGAUUUCACCUAUAAUGUCUUCAGUCACCAGGUUAGUUGCAUAAAAGUGAGCAGACAAACAAGAAAAUGUGGAAUUUGGUGUGACCAGAGUGAGAACAAAACAUCAUAUAUGAACCAUUCUAUGGAACUGAUUCAAAAUGCUGUCCCACAAUGAAAAUCCUACUUUAAAAAACAAUGAAGUGUUCAGACCUUGCAUACAUACUAAUAUCAUGUUAUGAUCUAUUUUAUCUCAAGACAUUGAGAUACCAUUAAGUAUAUUUUAAAAAUCCUCUUUUACAUGUUUACUAUUAAGUGCUUCCUAUUGGGAGGUGGCUGUCCCAACCUCUAACUCCUGCAUUUCAAUUAAUGAAAAUAAAAUGUAAAUGAUUUUUGCCAAUUUCCUAGAUUUUCUAUUUUAAUAGAUCUUUUUGAUUUCUUUUAAAGGGAAUGUAAAAGCCUUAGAUUGAUUUUGUAGAUUUUUUUUUAAAAAUUAAAAGUAUUUAUGUACAAAAUCCCUUCCCAAGUUUGCAUUUCACUACCGAAACACAAAGAGUUUUAGUCUGGAGGCGGGGCUUGGUUUUAGUCACACCCCCAGAAAUUUCACCAAGAAGAGACAUCGCCUUCCUCUUCAUCCAUGGCCACAUGGUGAGUAGUUAGUUGACAACAUUAUAAAGUACAUGCUCUCCAAAGUCUGAAAAUCAUUGUGUGGUUUUAAGGAUCGUCACUACCAAACACAUCAUUUCUGCUGUUAAACAAGCACUUUUGAUUUUAAGGCUAAAUGUUGUUUUCUAUCUGUACACAUGUUCAAAACUGUGUUUGGUAGCCAUGGUGUGCCUAGCGUUGUUGAGUUAUGCUAACAACUAUCAUAAAAUAUCACUACCGAAACAGUCACUACCAAAACAUAUGGAAAGGUUCCGGUAGUGACAAUAUAUGAUGUUCAUUUCUGAUUAAAGUACAUCUUAAAUAAUAUAAUAGAUGAUAUAUACUCUACCAGUCAACAGUUUGAACACUUUCUCAUUUAGUGUUUUUUCUUUAUUUUCAUGACUAUUUCCAUUGUAGAUUCUGACUGAAGGCAUCAAAACUAUGUGUAAAAAAGUGUGAAAUAAGUCAAAACAUGUUUUAUGUUUUCGAUUCUUUGAUUACUGCUUUACACACUCUUGGCAUUCUCUGGAUGAGCUUCAUGAGGUAGUCAUCUGAAGCGGUUCUCGCAUCACAGGUUCAUUAGUGGAAUUUCUCACUUUCUUAAUGGGGUUGGGACCAUCAGUUCUGUUGUGCAGAAGUCAGGUUGGUACACAUAUAAAGCAGUGACCUACGUUACUGUAGCUGAAGUUGCUGUAAAUUAAUAUCAGACUGGAACCUCUGAUGUAAACAUGUUCUAAUUUGGGUUUUAAAGUUGUUCUGUAAAUCUCGGGUAACAUUUCCUGACUUGGUGUUAGCGCUGAUGCUAAAUCAGGUUUGUCAGAGUCAUAAACUAGUUAACUGUUAGCUGUAGCAAAGUGUCCUGCAGGUCACAGCUGAUCAAUUCUCAUGGAUUGAUACCUGCUGUCUCUACAUGCUGUUGGUUAAUGAUCAGCAGAUUUAAAUUAAUCUAUGUUAACAUUCUUCCACAGAACUCUGUUACUGAUGAAUGUUUAUCUCUGAGUUCAGUUCUGAGUUCAUAUCUCUGUUCUUUGCUUCAGACUGUAACAGUUUCUGUUUAUUUCACUGAGAAAAACUUGUGUUGAAAUGAUUCUUUCAGAAACAGUAACGUAACUGAAGUCUACCCUCCAUCACA